This is a messenger RNA of Hemibagrus wyckioides, 1090 nucleotides long. RefSeq lists its product as uncharacterized. The transcript has 6 exons. Lineage: Eukaryota; Metazoa; Chordata; Actinopteri; Siluriformes; Bagridae. The record is from RefSeq and is a predicted model, not a curated record. Gene Ontology annotation, biological process: response to bacterium. Bases 35 to 1057 code for a protein of 340 amino acids.
AAGAACAUGAUCAUGAACAAACCUGGGGUUUAAGAUGCUGAUGCUGAUGUGGAUUACAGUGGUGCUUUUUAGUCAGACUGUUUCUGCACAAAAGAACGUCGUCCAUCAGCCGAACCCGGUGAUCUCUGCUGCUUCUGGUGAUAACGUGACUCUACAGUGCUUUCGAACAAACAAGGGAAGCACUGAAACCAUCAUUUGGUACAAACAAGCAGCAGGUCAGGAGCCUUGUGUAAUGGUCACAGUGCAAAAACUAUCACUGGAUCCUAUUUUUGGAGAUGAUUUCAAAUCGCCAAGGUUUACUGUUGAGGAUUUAAAAGAAAGCUGUAAUUUGAAAAUUACUAACGUGGAACCGUCAGACGAAGCCGUGUAUUACUGUGGAUUAAAAAUGAUUACAGUAGAGUUUGGAAAAGGAACAUUUUUAUCAGUGAAAGGUAAUGAAGAUGUAAAAGUGUCGGUGUGGCAGCGUGCCGUGUCGGACUCGGUUCCUGCAGGAGCCUCAGUGACUCUGCAGUGCUCGGUUCUCUCUGAGAGCAGAGCAGCAGAACUCCAAGUGCUCUGGUUCAGAGCUGCUCCACCACAAUCCCAUCCUCAAAUCAUUUACACUCAUCACAACAGCAGCCAUCAGUGUGAGAGCGGCUCUUCUACACACACCUGUGUGUACACCUUCACCAAGAACAUCCUCAGCCUCAGUGAUACUGGAACUUACUACUGCGCUGUGGCCCUGUGUGGGAAGAUCAUAUUUGGGAACGGGACACCAAUAAAAUUGAAAGAAUCUGUGGAUCCUGUAGUGAUCUGCCUCGCUGUAGCUUUGGGAGUGUGUGUGAUGGUGAUCUCUGUUCAAGCUCUUUUAUUCUGUAUUUGGAGAAACCAUGAACAACACAUAAAAAGAGAAACCAGUGUGAAAGGGUCUGAACAAACAACCUCUCAGGACCAUGACAGUGAGCUGAAUUACGCUGCCUUACAUUUUAAUAAUAAGAAAACCAAAGGAGAGAGAAGAACGAGAAAACAAACUCAAGACUCUGUGUACUCUGAAGUCAGAUCUCUCACCACAACGUAGAUUAUACUUCAUCAGUCAUUCAUUUUGUUUGUG